AUGGUCUCUUCAGACGACGGAGGAAAGCCCGCUGCCGUUCACUUUGGUGCCGGAAAUAUUGGUCGCGGAUUCAUCGGGGCAUUGCUCGCCGAGUCCGGCUACCACGUCGUAUUCUCGGACGUAGACAAGAAGACGAUCGACGAACUGAACGCGAAACCUUCAUAUCCUGUAAAGGUCGUCUUCGCGAAUGGCAGAGAGCAUGAAGUGCAUAUAACCGAUUUUGCCGGCGUGAUGUCGAGUGAGGACGAGGUUGUCGACUAUAUUGCUCUUCCAGAUACGCGCAUCAUCACUACAGCAGUCGGGCCAGCCGUACUUCCCAAGAUCGCUCCGACCAUCGCGCGGGGUCUACGCGCCCGUCGUGACGCUGGCGCGCCGGCUCUGAAUAUCAUCGGUUGCGAGAACAUGGUGCACCAGACGGACGAACUGAAGAAACAUGUCGAAGAACACUUGGACGACGACCUUCGAGCUUACUGCGCCAAGCAUGUAGGCUUUGCGAACUGCUCCGUUGAUCGCAUCGUGCCCGGCGGAGGCGACGAUGACUCUGAAAUCCUGGCAGUCACUGUAGAGGAUUUCCUGGAGUGGGUGGUAGAUAAGACGGCUUUGGUCGCACCUGUCGACCCGCCAAUCAAGCACCUCACCUUGACCGAUAAGCUCGACGCCUACAUCGAACGGAAACUCUUCACUCUCAACUGCGGUCACGCCACUGUUGCCUAUCUCGGUUUUGUCCGUGGCAUCGAGAAAAUUCACGAGGCAAUCUCGCAGAAGGACAUCUACAACUAUACGCGUGCCGCACUACAAGAAGGUGGCGCUGCCCUUGUUCGCAAGCACGGCUUUGACGAGAAGGAGCACUCUGAAUAUAUCGAGAAGAUCCUCAAGCGUUUCGCCAACCCGGCACUGGGCGAUCCGGUCGCAAGAGUCGGCAAACAGCCGCUGCGCAAGCUCGGAAGGCGCGACCGCCUCCUAGGUCCCAUUUAUAUGGCACGCCUAUACGAUCUGCCCAUCGACAACCUUUGCCGUUCCGUGGCUGCAGCUUUCUUAUUUGAUCUCAAGGAAGAUGAAGAAAGUGUCGAGCUUCAGGAGAAGGUGCAGAAGAUAGGCAUCGAGGAUGCGGUCGUCACAAUAACUGGAUUCGAGAAGGGCACUCGCGAGUUCGAGGCAGUGGUUAAAGCUUACAACGAACUAAAGAAGUAG
Messenger RNA from Peniophora sp. CBMAI 1063, 1191 nucleotides. The record is from the annotation of a GenBank genome assembly. NCBI's taxonomy places the organism in Eukaryota, Fungi, Basidiomycota, Agaricomycetes, Russulales, Peniophoraceae.